AACAUCCAUUAAGGGAACAAGCUGGAGAUAUUUAUGUAUGUGAGAGGAUCAAAGAAACAGUAUAGUAAGAGAUAAUGACAACAAUACUGUACAUGCAAUAGCUAUUACUUCUUGGUUAACAGCUCCACACUCCUACAAACUGCCUCAUCCUGUCUCUGGCUGUGGCUGACCUGUUUGUUGGGACUUUAGUUUUGCAGUUCAACAUGGCACUGUCUGUUAAGUCAUGUUUGUAUUUUGGGGAUUUAGUUUGUAAAAUGCGACGCAGCUUUGACAUCUCACUAAUGACAACAUCAAUUCUCAACUUAUGUUGUAUUUCUAUUGACAGAUAUUAUGCUGUGUGUCAACCCCUGACAUAUAGAACCAAGAUAAAUGGACGUGUUGUUGUGAUCAUGAUCCUGGUGAGCUGGACUGUUUCUGCUUUAUCUGGAUUUGGCAUCAUAUUUGUAGGACUUAAGCAUACUACCUGUGAAGGAAGGUGUUUCAUAUUUCAUAUUCCAAAUUCAAAUACAAUUGGCUCUGUUGUCUCAUUUUACCUCCCAUCAGUCAUAAUGCUCUGUAUCUACCUGAAGAUUUUUCUUGUUGCACAGAGACAGGCACGCAGCAUCCAGAACACAAAGUCUGGAGCAACUGUCAGUAAGAUGGAGAGAAAGGCCACUAAAACAUUGGCUAUAGUUAUGGGAGUUUUCCUUUUCUGUUGGACUCCUUUCUUUCUUUCUUUAACCUUUAAUCCUGUGACUAAUUAUUCAGUCCCAUCACCUCUUAUUGAAACUCUUGUUUGGCUUGGAUGGUCAAAUUCAAUGCUUAAUCCAUUAGUUUAUGGAUUCUUUUACAGCUGGUUUCGAGCUGCUUUCAGAAUGAUCAUUUCAGGACAAAUAUUCAAUGGCAAUUUCACAACCUCAAAGCUGUUAUGACCAAGUGGCUAGAUGCAGGUAAUACAUGUUUAAUGUAAUUCUAAGUAUAAAUAACUUAAUGAAAGGAGUGCAGUGUGUGUAUUGGAACCUUCUAAUUGAAUUACUGUAUAUUCUGAAUCAAAACAAUAAAUGGAACAAGGAUAAAUUGUCUCACAGCAAUGUGGUUAUUCACUUUUAUAGAAUGUAAUAUAAGAAAAUGAUCAAUUAAACUAAAAGCAUUGCUCAUGUUUGCAAUUCGAGAAUUUCGUAAUUAAUGAAAAACUUUUUUCUUAACUCUUAUAGGGAUUUAUUACACUUAUGGAUUCAUGGAAAAUUUGGUUUUAAACAAAUGUAAUAUGUAGCUAAGGUAUUGCUUUAAAUUGAAUGCAAUAAGAGAGUCUGCAUUAUACAAGGGACCGUUCAAAAAAAUAAUGUAUCAUAUUAAACUUGAUGACUUUUCAAACGUG
Molecule: messenger RNA, 1357 nt
Organism: Dicentrarchus labrax (European seabass)
Lineage: Eukaryota; Metazoa; Chordata; Actinopteri; Moronidae
Product: trace amine-associated receptor 1-like
Exons: 2
Coding region: 204-911 (235 amino acids)
Biological process (GO): adenylate cyclase-activating adrenergic receptor signaling pathway
Cellular component (GO): membrane
Molecular function (GO): G protein-coupled receptor activity
Source: RefSeq, a predicted model, not a curated record